AACAGCCAUCUCAUGUACUUAUACUGGACAGAUUGCUGCAGGGAAAGCUCUUAUGUACGAUAGAUAGUACGAUAGAUAGAUAGAUAGAUAGAUAGAUAGAUAGAUAGAUAGAUAGAUAGAUAGAUAGAUAGAUAGAUAGAUAGAUAGAUAGAUAGAUAGAUAGAUAGAUAGAUAGAUAGAUAGAUAGAUAGAUCUAUGUAUAUAAUACAUAGUCUAUACUCAAUGCAUGCCUACUCUAUACAUGUGUAUUCUAUACUCUACACAUUGCUACUCUAUAUGCCUGUCUAUACAUGUCCGUUCUAUAUUCUGUACAUAUCUGCUAUAUACUAUGUGUAUAUAAUGUAUACUCUGUGCUUUAUACAUGCCUACUCUUUAAUCUAUGUCUAUACUCUAUACAUUGCUACUCUAUAUUAUAUGCAUGUCUGCUCUAUACUCUGUACAUGUCUACACUAUAUACAUGCCUACUCUAUACAUGUGUACACUAUAUGCAUGUCUAUUCUGUACAAACCCACUUUAUAUGCAUGCCUACUCUAUACAUGCCUGCUUUAUACUCUACACAUGUGCUCUAUACUUUAUGCAUGUCCACACUCUACUCUGUUCAUGUCUACUCCAUAAUCUAUGCAUGUGUAUACGUGUAUCUACUCUAUACAAGCUACAUACUGUAUACAUGUCUAUACAAACCUUAAAACUUUACAUUUCUGUUCUAUGCAAGCUUCAUCUUGUAUAUUUGCUAUAUGAUCUCAGAAAGUCAUAUGCAAGCAUGUAGUAUAACUGAAAAACUACACUUGCUGAACAGCAUUUCAGUGUGUAUAAGGGAGGGUUUAUGUAUUUACAUUUUGUGAGUACAAUUAAUUAUUUGGUACUUGCAGGGUCACAUUCUGUAUAAUCCUAAUCACAAAAACAAUUAUCACGGUACACCUGCCUAGUGACAUAAGUCUCUAGUGGUGCCAAAGGCUGCCCUUUAACAAAAUGCCAUUUUCUAUAUAAAGCUCAGUCUAGGCACAUCAAGCUAUUACCCUAAUCCCCUUGGGGCUUGUUUACUUAAUUAAGCAGGCUGCUACGGCUCCAAGAGGAAGCAGAAGCCACAGAACGGGACUCUAGUCCUGUAGCAGGGUGUUUUUCUGGUGUUAAAAGACACAGUGGCUUUCUGAAAAUGGCCUUGGGUCACUGGCAGAGGACAUGGGGGUGCCAACAAUUAUCCCUGCCUCAUGUUUUUAUGCCUAGAUUCCAAACAAGUUUUUUGUGUUAGCCACAUCAGGAAUCAAUGGGGAAAGACAAACAGAAGGAUUCCUUUGUGUGGGACGUAAAUAUAUAGCCUUUCGGAAGAUUUCCUCUGUGAGAAGAGACAUCCACCAGGAGGAGAAAUGGGCUGUGGGGUCACAAAAGGAAGUGAAUUCCAUAAAAGAUAUGACAAAGACGGAAAUAUCAUCUCAGUUAAGAUCUCAGCGGCCAUAACAAUCCGAGCUGCAGUUCUGAUCCAGCGCUGGUACCGGCAGUAUGUGGCUCGCAUGGAGAUGAGGCGCAGAUACGCCUGGAACAUCUUCCAGUCCAUAGAGUAUGCCGGGCAGCAGGACCAGAUCAAGCUGUAUAAUUUUCUCGGUUACCUUGUGGAUAACUUCACACCUUCCAGUACUGAAAGAAACCUGAUCUCUCACAUCUUCAGAGAAAAUGAAGUAUGCCGAGACACAGAGUGGGAGAGAUACUUUGACUACAGGAAUAUUGAGGUGCCAGAAAUCUACUCAGGCCCACGGCUAUCCUUUCCACUGGAUGCAGAUCAAGCUGCUGAUCUCGUAGAGGCCUUCCGAAACAAACAACAGCUCCAUUCUCAUUACGUUCUUCAACUUCUUGUGGAAACAUGGAAGUUGCUCAGAGUUCUGCCAAAUAUCACCCGAAUCUCAACCUGCCAUAGCAAAGAAAUCACAAUAUGUGGUGACUUGCACGGACAAUUAGAGGACUUGAUACUAAUAUUUUACAAGAAUGGGAUGCCGUCGCUGGAGAAGCCAUAUGUUUUCAAUGGAGACUUUGUAGAUCGAGGCAAGGACUCCAUUGAGAUUCUACUCAUUUUGUUUGCUUUCUUGUUGGUAUAUCCUGGAGAAGUUCACCUUAAUCGAGGAAAUCAUGAAGAUCACAUAAUAAACCUGAGGUAUGGUUUUACCAAAGAAGUGCUGGGCAAAUACAAGAUGCACGGUAAGCGUAUCUUAAAGCUACUGCAGAAGAUCUUCAGCUGGUUGCCCCUGGCAACAGUGAUUGAUCAGAAGGUGCUGAUAGUCCAUGGAGGGAUCUCAGACACGACUGACCUGGCUCUGGUCGCCAGAGUGGACAGGCACCGAUAUGUAUCUGCUCUGAGGCCUCCAAAGAAGAGGUUUAGCCACUUUGUUCGGUCUUCAGUGGACUCAGAGGUAGAUGAGGACAUGAUGGGCUCUAAAUACAGCAUACUGAACAGGAGGCGAGCCUCUCUGACCUAUUUCAGGCCCUUUCCUUUCCGCGAAAGCUUCCAGUGCCGCUCCUUGCAGGAUUUUUCAGCCACUGUUGCCCGGACCAUGGAAGAGGAGAUGGAGGUCCGGCGUAGGCAGGCCGCCCUGACCUACCCUGGAUACAGCCUGUCCUGCAGACACCUAAACACGUCCAUACCAUCUGAAUCAGAAUCAAACUCUGUAGACACUUUUGAAAACAUCAACAAUGAGUGGAAACAGAUACUGGACUUGCUGUGGAGUGACCCCAUGAUGCCAAAUGGCUGCAUGCCCAAUGAAGUCCGUGGUGGAGGCUGUUACUGGGGUCCCAAUGUGACGGAGGAGUUUUUGAACAAACACAAUCUGCAGCUCAUCAUCCGUUCCCACGAAUGCAAACAAGACGGAUAUGAGUUCUGCCACAACCGCAAGGUUCUCACCAUUUUCUCUGCCUCCAACUACUAUGAGGUGGGCAGUAACAGGGGAGCGUUCAUCAGGCUUGGUCCAGACCUAGUGCCUUACUUCAUCCAGUACCAGGCCAACAGCAUGACCCGUGAAAUGAGUGUCAGGCAAAGUGUCAGACGGACGGAGCACUCAGCUCUGAAAGUCCUGAGAGAGCAGCUGUUUUCACACAAGUCAGACCUCCUCAGUGCCUUCCAGGAAUACGAUAAGGAGAACACAGGCCUCAUUUCUCUGAAUGACUGGGGAAGUGCAGUGGGUAAGGUGCUGCAUCUGGACUUGCCCUGGAGAAUGCUGCGCUCUCAACUUAUCACCACUGCCACUGAUGACAUGCUGGACUACAACAACUGGUUCCGUAACCUCCCCAUAAAGGAGCCAAGCUGUGAGCACAUUGAGCAGACGUUGUUGGAGACGCUUUACAGACACCGCUCCACUCUGGAGACCAUCUUCAGAAUAGUGGACACAGACAACUCAGGUGUCAUUUCUUUCGAAGACUUCUGUCAGACAUGGAAACUCCUUAGCGUCUAUUUGAAGAUGGAGAUUUCUGAGGAAGCCAUCAAUGAUUUGGUGGUCAGCACUGACACAAACAAAGAUGGCAGCAUAGACAUUGAUGAGUUCAUGGAGUCCUUUCGGCUGGUGGACAGAAACAUGUUAGAAAGGGGCAAAAGCUCAUUCAUACGUAGGUCAGAGGACCAGGAUGGACCUCCAGAAGAGCAGCCCCAACACACAACAGGACGAGAAGGUGGACUUCCUGUUCCACCACAAUAGGUUACGACAGUGUUGUAUGGUUGGUUUAUCCAUUCUAUUCCCAACCAAUUUGCUUAUGUGGUCAUUGCUCAGGAUUCAGAGUGAGGAUCUUCAGGGGUCUCAGAGAGACAUUUUUCAUAAGAUGGUGCCCAGAAAGAGAUACAUGAUGAUGAGGCUUGGAAGUGUUAGUGAUGGCCCAGAGUUUAGUAUGUCCUCUCAGAAAGGCUUUCAGAUGAUGCGGCUAUAUGGCAAAUGGGCUUAAUGAAUUACCUACAGUUAUAGAGAUCUUUUUUGGAUGAAAUGCUCUGGGAUCUCUGCAGGAGGUGAUUCUACCCUUGAAGAGAUCAAUGACAUAAAAACAUUUCACUCAGGGUAGCAAGCUGAUAGCAUGCAAGUUCACUCAAGAAAAACAGAGACCAACAUCAUACCUCCACAUAUACUACUUGAUGGCAUUUUCUUUUGCCCACAACUUGAAACAGCAUCUUUAAGGUGAAAAUGAUCCUUUGCAGAACAGAUUACUCUUCAGAAUCCUCAAGAAAGUCAGAGACUCGUCUUCAUUUAAUGAAAUUUUAGUCAAAAUGGUCAUUGAGUAUGAGUUGUUCCUUUCUAUGGAGUCUUAAAAAAGUCUUCCAAUGAAGGCAAAGGGUCGACACACUGAAUACUUAAAAAUAUAUUUAGUUGUUGAGACUUCUGUAUAAUUUUCUGUUAAAUGUGUUUUCUGCCUUCUCCUGUCACUCAAAGACAAAUAACUUUUUCUUAAUGGCUGUUUUGACUGAAAAGGGCGGGCUCUGGCUUUUGGACAGUACUGUACUACUUUGACAUGUUUUGAGCACAAACUGAAGCAGUAUUUUACAGGUGAAGAUGAUCCUUUGGAGAACAGAUUACUCUUCAGGAUGCUAAAGUAUCAGAGUUUGACAGAUGUAUAUAUGAUAGCUACUCCUAUGUACAGUUUAUGUAAAUAAAACUAAUAUUUUCAAUUCUGUAUUAAACAUGCUAAGCAUGUACAUUUAUUGGUAGGUAGAGAUUUUCACUUCAAUUGAUCUCCAGACGGGUUUGCUUUUAGGAAUAUAUUUUUCACUCACUAUUUCAGGCCUAUAUUUGGUGGCCAAACCAGAAAGAAAAUGUUUUUCAAUCACAAUAUUAAUGCAAGAUACAAGGUCUGCAAAUAAGUAGGCUUGCAGUGUCAGCUUACAAAGUUUUUUGUUAUUAAUCAAAGAAAUUAGACUUAAAUUGUCAGAAGAUACCCCUGAGGUGCUCCCUUAUUUUGCUGGAUAGCAUCAGAAUGUGCAGAAGGCAUGGGCACACUGCUGAUUCAAUCAGGAUGUCUGCCUCUGAGAAAUGUUUACGGUAUGAAGUGCUACGAGAAUGAGUUUUUCUUUUUAAGUGAUUCAGCAGCGUUCAGCAAAACUAAUAAAUUGGCAGAGACACAAAAGCCAGAUGUUCAUUUUUGCCUUUUUGUGGAGCUGGCUAAACUUUCAUCCCACAGUGUUGAUGGGACUGGUACACCACUCCAUUCUCUAUUACAGUAUUAUUUAAAGCAGCAGUUGAUUUCGGGUUCCAGCAGGUGGUGCUGUACCGCUGAAUUAAUGGCUCCCGUGCAUUGUACCCUGCGGAAGGCCAGUUAACAGUUGACAGCUUUGGCUUUUAAUAUCUAAUCUUGAGCUCCACAAACACACUUCGCCUGAUCGCUUGCUGCAUGAGGGGAACAAUUGAAGGAAAAUACAAAACCUCUUCAGCCAAUCUGUGAUGUGGCCUUUAUCUUUAUCAAAGGUUGUCAUCCAUCCUUUUUAUAAUAAGAAAUCUGUGCCCUUCCUAAAGGAAAUGAACUCUAAUUUGGACUAUUACAGUGGGGAAGAGGUUAUUCUGGUGAUUACAGCAUCAUUUGGAAUAUUUGGUGGCCUACAUUAAGAAUCUGAUGGCUGGUGUGUAAUAGAUCAGGGCUGUAAUCAAAUCUUUUAAGGCAGUAGGGGAACUAGAAAGAAGCAAGGCUGACCUAAUGAUUGUUCAGCAUUUAGAGCAGGAGUGCCCAAACUUUUUGUCUAUGGGGGACACAUUCAGUGGGCAGAGGACCAAAAUGUUUUUAAUGAGUUUUAAGAAAAAAUGUAUAACAUUACCUUAUAUUUCAUUACCAAAAUACUUCAAAAAUACUAUUGAAAAAGGUCACUGGAGUGAGCAGGUGGUGCACUGCUGGGCCAAAUCAAACGUACUCUUAGGCCAACUUUGGGCAGCCCUGAGUCAGAGCAACAAAGUUUGCCAUUGAACACUUCAAUAACAGCCUAUUGUGAAGGGUGGGUCGUACGUUUGUUUCAUCAGAGCUGUAUUUUCAUGAUAAAGUGGUAUGUAGGUGGUGGGGAGGGAGUCUGGACAAGCUCAGAGUGAUGGAGAUGAUUACUUGUUCCAACACGUCUGGAACCCUGCGAGCAAAGCCAUGAGGUUCAGUUUUAAUGUUUGAGGACGUUCUGGGUCCUUAUCAAAAGGAGGCCAACAUACUAUACUGUUCUAAUGAGAAACUGUCCUUGCUCUUGCUCUGUCCUUGCUCUUGUAGUCUGUUUUGCAUCAUAUUAGGGUCAAUAUCUUUUAUUACUUUAUAACAUCUAUAAAGCAUUCAUGCCACUAAGCCACCCUUAACCUAAACAGAAAUGUUCAGAUUCCAUCAAUGAGAAGUGUUAAGUGUGUUAAUAGAGAGUAGACAGUUAUAGCAUCAACAAAAUAAAUACAAGACAUUCUGCAGUGAUCGCAACUUGUUUAUUGUUUUUUGGGUUUUUUUUGCAAAUAACACUAAAAAUGUUUACAAAAAGCACUGUAGAAACAUUUGUGCAGUGUAAAUUAUCAAAACUAAAACUGGAUAUUACUUUGAAAUGAUUUUGCACCUAACAUGACGACAUGAGGAUUGUCAUUUUCAGCAGCAAAAAACAAUGUGUCUCUGAGGUGAACGUGAAAUGAUGGAAAUGCUCAUUAAAGAGCGUCCCAAAAGACGCAGGGAAUGUGAACUGAAAUGUGGUUGGAACGACUGCUACACUGCUUCCACAUAUUACUAAAGCAAGUUUAGUAAACAAGGGUGAUAUGGCACUAGAAGCUUGUCCCUGAAGGAGGGCGUCAUUCAUCUAAGGAAACAGAAAACAAAAAAA
Messenger RNA from Pygocentrus nattereri (red-bellied piranha), 6781 nucleotides. Its product is annotated as serine/threonine-protein phosphatase with EF-hands 2. The transcript is spliced from 19 exons. The record is from RefSeq and is a predicted model, not a curated record. Gene Ontology annotation, cellular component: nucleus; cytosol. Gene Ontology annotation, biological process: negative regulation of MAPK cascade; detection of stimulus involved in sensory perception. Gene Ontology annotation, molecular function: iron ion binding; calcium ion binding; manganese ion binding. NCBI's taxonomy places the organism in Eukaryota, Metazoa, Chordata, Actinopteri, Characiformes, Serrasalmidae. The coding region runs from base 1365 to 3674 and encodes 769 amino acids.